UGAAAGAAAACAGGGGGAAAGGAGGAUUCUUAGAAAAAUAAAUGCUGUAAGAGGAAGCUGCAGAGGAAGAAUGGAUGAAAAAGAGGCAACACAAAAGAGGAUGUCGUGUGAGGAGGCUCAGCUCCACAAAGAGAGGCUGCAGGCCUUAGCGGAGAAGCGAAAAAGGCAAACAGAGAUUGAAGACAAAAAAAGCCAGCUUGAUGACCUGGUUGUACAGCUGCAGCAUCUCAAGUCCAAAGCCAUGCGUGAGCGAUGGCUCCUCCAGGGAAUGGGAGUGGAGGAAGAAGAGGCACGGCGGAAACAGCUUGAACAGGAUGAAGAACAAGGGAAGAGGCUGGAAGACCUCAUACAAAGGAGUGGAAAAGAUGGAAGACAUUUGACAGGCCCUGAAAAGUUGCUGACAUUGCACAAUAAUGUUUGUAUCUACAUAAGAAAAGACAGGCUUGAAUCUGAAAUCGGUGCACUUGAGAGUGAAGAGUCCCAAAUUUCAGCCAAAGAACAGGUUCUCAGAGAACGCCUGAAAGAGACAGAGCGCUCGAUAGAAGACCUACAGAAGAGUCUGAUGAACCAGGAUGGAGAUGCCACCGGCUGCAUGUCCACCGCUCUCUCGGACUGCACGGACAUCACUCCAGACCAGCUCGUCCUGGCCACGCAGCCUCGGGCCGGCCAACCUGCCUCCGGGGAGCACGCCAUACCAAGACCUGCAAUGUUUGCCAUGGAGAUCAACGUGCAGCAUGACCCGCAGACCGGCGAGCAGCGCAUCCUGUCAGCCAGCCGCGUGAACCCACAUGACGCUGCUACGCGUGGUGUAAAAGUCUACGAUGAUGGCAGGAAAGUGGUCUACGAGGUCACAUCCUCUGGGGGUGUGUCCACCACCACGGUGGAGAAUGGCUGGAGCUCUGCACAGGUCGACCAGCUGAUCCAGCGAGCUGCCAGACCUGUCGUACAUGGAGGGGAUGGCAGCAGAGGUCAUGUGACAGUGACCCCUGCUUCCCCAAAGGCUUAUGUUUCCCCACUAGAUGUUGAUGAUCUGUCUCCGCCCUCCUGUGCACCACCCUCCAUCCCUUCUAGCCCCCCAGCUCAGGUGACCCUUCAGAGGGAGACCCGGCUGGGUAUGAUGCCCCCUUCUGCUCCCAUAACGACUCAGCCCGGCUCCUCGGCCCACCCAGGCUCCGAGCUCACCUCUCCUCCACAAGCCACAGCAGAGCACCCAGUCACCAUGGUGUUCCUUGGCUACCAGGACGUUGACGACAUGAGCGAGAGUAGGCGUCUCCUUGGUUUUGAUGGCGCUGUGAAGGCCGAGGUGGUCUUGAUAGAUGAAGAUGACGAGAAAUCCCUGAGAGAGAAGACAGUCACUGACCUAUCGAUCAUCGACGGCACUGCGGCUGACCUUGUGUCAGGACGGCCAGCCACGUCUGAGGCCGCCAGCACGGAACUGUCAUCAGACAGCCGUGAGCCUGAUAGCGCCUCCUCACCCCCUGCAAAUGCUGACGCCAACACAGCUCCCCCACCUGGCCUCACCCCAGCCACAGGUAAUGGCCAGACAGCGGAGGUUAGUGUUACAACAUCAAAUGGCUAUCAAGCACCCAUUCUGACCAGACAUCCUCACAAUGUUAUGAAAUCUUGGCGGGCAGCAGAGGAUGUCAGUGACCCCAUACCAAGAGAGCGAGCCCUGAAGAGCGUCAGUUUCCAGGAAUCGGUCAGCGUUAUCACAGACAGGCCUACAAGCAUGGAAGUGGAGAGUCAGGAGAUCCAACAUGGCUGCCUUAGCGGUCCUAGCAACCAAGCCCACAAUGCCAUUGGUGUGAAAGUCGAGACUUCUGACAGUGAAGUCAUGCAGGAGAUUCGCUACCUGGACCAGGUUUUAGACGCUGCCUCAGAAACACCAACCAAUGGGAGCUCUUCACCAUCAGAACACACAAAACCAAUCAGCAUCAUUGGAAACUCUCCAUCUGUGUGUGUCUCAGCUUCCUCUCCUGUCAAUCAUGUUGUUGUUGUCGAGGGCCAAAGACAAACCACGUUUCUUCACCACGACGACUCUGCUGUUAAGACCAACGGGCACGUACAGGGAGAGGAUUCAGGGAGCAGUAAGGCCAGGUUUGAGCUGAGAGCACUCCAUGAGGAAAGGCGUCCAGCAAAACUGUUCUCCCCAGGAGAAGAGCAGCAGGUCAGGGUGACAAGAAGACGACCAUCAGAGGAGGUUCAGGAGCUAGAACGUGAGCGUCAGGAGCUGAUUAAAGAUCAGGCAGUGAAGAAGAACCCUGGGAUCGCACAGCGCUGGUGGAACCCUCCUCAGGAGGUACCUUUGGAAGAACAGCUGGAUGCAGAGCAGCUUGAGUCACUUAAGAAAUACCAGGAGAGAAAGCAGCAGAAACAGCAUCAUACUUAUGCAUAUGCACAGCCCCAGUUGUCAGGCCCUCCCUCAAUGGUGACUUUUGACCCAGAACUACACAGGAAAGACAUUGUGGAGGAGCAGAUUGACUUUUCAUCAGCCAGGAAGCAGUUUCAGCAGGGGGAUGCCACCAAAAGGGAUGUAGCUCCUCAUAUAUACUCUGCCAAACCUUUUUCUAAAUCCACAACCAGGAGCAGCCAGGGGAACAGUGACUUUGUUGCAGAAACAGGAGAGGGUCAUGUGACUUGGUCUGAUGAAGGACUGGCAGGGGAAUUUACUUGUGCACGAGCUGUAAUGACAAUCCUGCGUGAAGAAGAGGAAGGGAAGAGCCAUUUCCAUCCAGCUUUUCACCCAGAGGAGUCUGACUCCGGAUUGGAUGAGCUGUCUGUCCGUUCUCAGGACACUACUGUGUUUAGCCUGGAUAAUGUUUCUGACAGCGGCGCUUCACUACCACCUACACCUCUGCCUCUUACUCCAGUUUCACCUCCUACCCCCCAACCAACUACACCAAUCAAUGGGCAGACAACUGGCAUUCCAACAGAGGACGAGCUAGAGUACCAUGCUGGGGUUCUAGUCCAGAAUGCCAUCCAAAAUGCCCUUGCAGCUCAGAAUGGAGAAGAGUGGCAGUCGUCUGGCUUGAAUUCUUCACAACUGAGUGCCCCUGUCUCUCCAUCCACAGCCUCUACAAGCAGCCCAGUGCCAGUUUCUUCCUCUCCUGUGUCAUCUGGUGGCGCACCAAGUCUUCAGUCCCCAGUGUCCUCCAGUCCCGCACCACCAAACUUGUCUCCUCAACUGGAGAGAAAGCCAGGGGUGAGAGUCAUCCCUGAAGGGAAGCCUUCAGAAUCAGAGAAACAGCAGCAGCAGCCAAAGCUCCAGACACCUUCUCCGCCUCCUUCUCAGCCCAUCUCUCCACCACAGAGGCCCAAAAAUGGAGGUCCAAGGAUUAAAAUCCAGUCCUCUUAUGCCAGAGCACUCGCCUCCUCAGUCCCAACUCCAGCCCCAGCUCCUGCCCCAGGGUCAUCAGCCCCUGUCCCCAGGCCAAUCCCAGUCUACCGUCCCCCUUCUCCUCCAAGCCCAGAGAAACCAGAGUUCAGCUACUUCAGUAAAUACUCGGAGGCGGCUGAGUUGCGCAGCACAGCAGCAGCACCCCGAGGCCCUGAGGCCGAGGCAGCCAGUGGCCCGUUCCGCCUGCGCUCCAAGAAGCAGCGGACUCUGUCAAUGAUAGAAGAGGAGAUCCGGGCAGCUCAGCAGAGAGAGGAGGAGCUGAAGAAACAAAGGCAGGCACAGCCAGUUGUUACUGUCCGCUCCAGCAAUACUUUAGGCAGCAGUCACAGUAAUGUGAGGACGGGAAUGCGGCAAACCACCAUUUCUCCUGCAGAUAAGAUGAAGAGCAACAGCCUGCCUGCUAGACUCACACUGACAGCGAGGACAGCACCAGGAAAGAUUGAGAAGGUUCGACCUGCACCGCCUGUCUCACCCUCACCCUCAGAAGGAGCCCUGUCUGACGCUGGCAGUGAGGACUCGGGAGGAUCUCGACCCAAAAACUUUAUGCAGACGCUCAUGGAAGACUAUGAGACACACAAAGUAAAGAGGAGGGAAAUAAUGGAGGACAACAGUGUCUUGGAGGCCACUCGUGUCACCAGGAGGAAAAGUGAUAUGGCCAAGAAGUGGGAAGCUGGCAUCUAUGCCAAUGAGGAAGGAGAGGAGGAAGAAGAGGAGGAGGAGGAAGAAGAGGAGGAGUGAAGAGCUUCUUUCAGAGGGGAGAAUGGAGACUAAAAUGCAAUCAGGAGAAGAGGAGGAAAAAGCAAUUGAUUAAGGACAAGAAAAGAAACAGUAUUUAUUUCACUUAAAGUAUUCUGAUGAUCACAUGACCUACUGGGUCUCUUGAAGAGAUGAAUCAAGGUGUUUUUGGACCGGAGGAUUGAAGGAGCAACAGCAUGUAAAAAAACUGAGUAUGUGAGAGACAUUUGAAGUGUUGAGCUGAGUUUAAAGAAGGUCAGUAAUGCAAGAGACACUUUGAAAAGGUUUUAUGGUAAUUUGAGUAACGUGACGAAAAAGGUUUUUUAAUAGCUGGUAGACACUGAAUGACAAAUAUUCAUAGGAUUGUUCAUUCACCUGAUACUUUUUAUUGAAAUACAGGUUCAUUUGUAAAGAUUUGAUUUCAACAGGUUGCCUGAGAGUUGUUGUUGAUGGUUUUAGAAGAUGGUGCUUUUAACAAACCCUGUUAUCUUAUGAUGCAUGGAGAUGACGAGCAGGUAUGUGCAGAGUGACUAUGAAAAAUACAAAUAAUAGUUUACGAAAAAGGAAAAAUGAGGCCUGAUAUACAAUCAGAUACAUCUUUUAUUUCAGAAAUCCUAACCUGGAUUUUGCAACACUGAAAAAUGUUUGACCUAAACAUCACUUUCAAAAUCCAUGUAGAUUACCCUUCUGUAGGUCCUGGUGGAGCUUUGUAAUCCUUACAAGUAAUAAAUCUUAAGUGCCCAAUCAAGGGUCAGCCUCCUUGAGCUGCUAAAUCUAGUAAGGAAAGUAGCUAAAUUAGCAUCAAUGUUCAACUUUGCCUUAGAACAUCAGUGAUUGUUUAUGCACGAUAUGUAUGGUGCAUAUAUCUUCUGCUAUUCUGCAUAACUACAGUGUCAGUAAAUGGUAGAGAAAACAAAUGACCACAUUAGAUGGAUUGUCUGUGUAUGAAACACUUUUUUUCAGUGACUUCAUGUCUGUGUUAGGAGUGGAGAGAAGCUAACUGCAGGUCAUGUUUGUGUCACUUCAGUGUUUGUAUGAAUGAAAGGGCUGGGUUGGGGUUUUAUACUCUAAAAUCACUUAUUUUACCUUUGCUGGCUAUGUCGCUUUGUUGACCUGUGCUUUUUGAUGUAAGCAUUUGAUUCAUGUAUUAUACUGAGGUAGGAUUGUGUAUUUGAUCUAUGAACAUGAAUGUUGAGAUUCCAGUUGGGCAACUGCCGUGUAUCUGCUAUAUCUUGCUAGCUGAGGAUAAAUCUUGAUGAAAAAUAUUGAAAAAAGGCUUUUUUUAUAUAAGUACUUGUUAUACCAAAACAGAAUGUUAUUUAGUCAGCCUUUGCUCUUUAUCUUAUUUAAGAAGUAUUGAUUGUGUGCAUGACGUUACACUCCGUUCCUAACCUGAAACAAGCACACAAGUGACCACAACAACUGUUUAAGGGGAGAUUCAGGAGUUGAAAUUGUCUUUGUUUGUACUAAAUGUAAUGAGAGGUUUGAUUUGUAGGAUGAAGAGAUUUUCUGCUUUGUUAUAUGACUGAAAAAUACUACAACACAGGCCUCUGUGAGUGAAGCGAUACUGUGGAUUUUCCUGGUGUGGAAACAAACAUCACCCUCAAUACUAAAAAAAUCUAACACAAUCAGAGAAACCCCUGAAGCCUACAGGUGUCUCUUAGUUAUAAUCAAAGGAAAAUGUGCCUAUAUGGCUUUGGAAAACAUCUUUUCAGAACCACCAAAACUCAAAAAUAGCAAAUUAAUUGUACUUUUAAUUUUAGCGUGUUUUGUAAGCCUUUGAGAUGGUUUUUGGGACUAUGGAGGGAAAGCUUUUUUAAAAAGUGAGCGUUACAGUAUUGAUCAACACAUCUAUGACCUGUUCAAGUGUCCUUCAGCAAGGAACUAACCCUAAGGAACUAUGCCUUGCUAACUAUGAAUGAAAUUCCUCAGCUUUAAUGCCUGAAAUAUAAAUGUACAAUGAGGUAAGAUCGCACAAAACAAAAACAAAUAAAUAUGGGAAGCAUACUAACAUUUAACCACAUAUAUUAUUAUAUUUAUUGGGGUAGCCCCAUGGUGAGUAAAGGACAAGUUUCUCUAAGCGAAUGAUCUGAAUUUAUUCAUUUGUCUCUAUUAAUAAGCUCUCUGAGGGAAACGCAGUGCCAGUAAAGCAAAAACCAAGAACUUGUGCCUCUCUGUGAUGUGCUCAUUUCCCCUCAGAAAACAAAACGCCCACAUCAAGAAAAUCCUCCUGGUUUUUGUUUGAACACAUGCAAAAUAAUAUAUGAAAAGAGAAAAAUAUUUAAAAGGGUAGUGCCCCUUAUGGUAUAGCAGAUGGAGUGUUGAUCCCACAAAUUCAGUGCUUAAUGCUAAGAUUUAUUUUGGCAGAUGAGAAGAGGACAAUGAAAAAAAGCAAAUUUGUCUUAAAAACAGAGGAUUUGUGCAGCCACACAGUACAAAAGCAUUUCUAUGUGAGAGAUGUUGGAUUUCAGAGGUCACAAAAAACAUACAGCUUUUUCCUAAAGGACAGUAGUUUUACAGUGGCCUGUUUUGGAUGCAAGGUAAGCAUCCACUACUUCUCUGCUUUAUUCAUAGUAACUAAUUGCUUAUUCAAACAGCAACUUCUUUAUUUAACAGUAGCUACAGCAGCAAAUGGAAAAACUGUUAAUAUACACACACAAACAAAAACACAGUAUCUCCUUUCAGGAUAUCCACACAUUGUUUUGAGUUCUCAUCAAGAACAUACUGCUUUUUAAAUGGCAACGGACAUCAUGUACACAGAGGAAUUUUGAGAUGGUGUGAUUUAUUAUUAUGUUUUUGAUGUUUGAAUUCAUGGUGCAGAGAUGAUUUAUUUAUCAUUUUAAAUGCUGGUAGCUUGUUUUUUGGCUGCAGAAGCACUCAGUCUUCAGUGUGGGACUCGCACUGUCUGUGUGUUAAGAGGCAAUCUUCUUCUGCAAUACACAGUAUAACCUCUGUUCUUAUGUUAACCACUUGUAUGCUCAUACCCUGCUUUGUUAUUUCGUAGCACAUGUAAGACUCACAGUUAUACACCUACUAUACAUAUUAUGAUUAUUUUCUCAUUAAAAACAAAACCAAUACA
Molecule: messenger RNA, 7211 nt
Organism: Cheilinus undulatus (humphead wrasse)
Lineage: Eukaryota; Metazoa; Chordata; Actinopteri; Labriformes; Labridae
Product: A-kinase anchor protein 2
Exons: 17
Coding region: 71-4135 (1354 amino acids)
Biological process (GO): regulation of cell shape
Cellular component (GO): membrane
Source: RefSeq, a predicted model, not a curated record